AUUUGAAUUUGGUCAAAAUCACCAAAAAAAUAAAAAAAAAUCAGGAACCCUAAUUGUCAACAAAAACCCUAAAUCCUUCAAACUUAACGACUUCUAUCACCAAAAACCUCUCAUUUCUCCAUUAACACACUCAAUUAACCCGAGAAUGGAGGUUGAGAGGCUCUACGACGUCGUUUCCGGUGCUCCGGUGGCAGAGAUCUUCAGUUUGAUGGUUCAGACGGUUUUGGAUGCUCAGAAAUCUGUUCAUUGGCUUCUGUUUUUGGUAGGAUCGAUAUCCAAUAAUGCUGAUGCUUUAGCUGACCUGCUUGAAGCAGAGAAGAGGUUUCCUUUUGGUGAUCUUAACAAAGUUUCAAGCCCUGACGCUGAAUGCAAAGAUGACGGUGAAUCAGAGGAUGAUAGUGACGAUGACGAGGAUGCUGAUGUGGGCGAUGACAGUGAUGAUGAUGCGGAAGAUUCAUCUGGAGAAGAUGACGAUGAUGAACAAGGGGGUGCCGAUAGUGAUUCUGAUGCCAACGAUGAUGAAGACGAUGAUGACGAUGAUGACGAUGAAGACGACGACGAUGAUGAUGAUGAUGAAGAUGACGAGGAUGAUGAUGAAGACGACGAGGAAGAGGAAGGGAACCAACCACCAUUUAAGAAGAAAAAGUAGGAAAACAAUGUUGUUUGACUUGUUUCCAUUAGUCCAUUUGUUUCAUUAGUCAUUACCAGAUUUAGAUCUUGAGAUUUUUGACUUUAGAUCAGGACAUUUUUAUUUUCCAAUUUUGUAAGAUUUUAUAUUUUAUUGCAUUAGGAUAAGGAUCAUUAUAGAACA
Molecule: messenger RNA, 811 nt
Organism: Helianthus annuus (common sunflower)
Lineage: Eukaryota; Viridiplantae; Streptophyta; Magnoliopsida; Asterales; Asteraceae
Product: phosphopantothenoylcysteine decarboxylase subunit VHS3
Exons: 3
Coding region: 146-649 (167 amino acids)
Source: RefSeq, a predicted model, not a curated record